Molecule: messenger RNA, 930 nt
Organism: Coprinopsis cinerea okayama7#130
Lineage: Eukaryota; Fungi; Basidiomycota; Agaricomycetes; Agaricales; Psathyrellaceae
Exons: 10
Coding region: 1-930 (309 amino acids)
Source: RefSeq, a predicted model, not a curated record
AUGUCGACAGCAUCGGACGACUUUGAAUUCUCGGACAAGACGAUAGGCGCACUUCAAAUCGACACACUCUUUUCAGCGUUCCUAUUCGGCGUCGUCACCCUCCAGUUGGUCAAGUACUAUCAAAACUUCAAAGAGGAUAAACUGUACCUAAAGAUACUGGCUUCGGCGAUCUGGGUACUCGAGUUGGCACACACUUUCUGCAUCGCGGCGGAGGUCUACAAAGCCACCAUCACCAACUAUGGAAAACCAGAAAAUCUGUUCCCGUUCAAAUUCAUUGGCGCUUCGACGGCGACUGGGGGGGCUUUAACCUUCGUGGCCCACACGUUCUUUUCUUUCCGAGUAUGGCGCCUCCUACCCAGGCGGUGGAACAUGAUAGGCGCUGUUUGCCUGAUUGUCGCUACCAUUCGCUUCGUUGCAUCGGUCAUCCUUGCGGUAAAGGCAAUUGAAGCAAAAAUUGUGCAGGAAUAUCGAAGCCAGUGGGGAUGGCUGAUCAUGACCGUCUUGGUGGUUGGAGCGAUGAUCGAUAUCGCCAUCGCGGGAUCAAUGUUGCAUUGGUUGCAUAGACAGAGGGAGAAGGUCUUUAAGAGAACGGUAGAUCUAAUUGAUAGGAUCGUGCAGUACACCGUCUGUACAGCGCUCCUUCCUAGUGUAACCGCUAUCAUCAUGGUCAUCGCAUUCAAUGCGGACACCGGUGCCAUGAUCUGGCUCGCCAUUUAUGCAUCCCUCGCAAAGUUUUACUCUAACAGUAUUCUCGCAUCCCUCAACUCGCGAAAGACCUUGAGGUCGACGUUCUCGCAACCUCCAUCAUCCCUCGAGCCCUCGUCGGGAGUUAGCCGCGCAACUCCUCGAGGCCAGAUGGUCAUCGCUGUCGAAAUGAACUCCGUUGCACAAGAUGGAGCAGAGCUUCCGGGGGACACAUCGGGGACCUGA